AUGGAUGAUGUAUUUGAACAGGUGUUAGUUAAGAAAAGUGAUGAACUUCAUUCGCAAAUUCGAUCGUUAAUUAAAGAUCUAGGAGAUAUAAUCCACGAUAAUGAGCUGUAUAGUCUGGCCAAAAUCGAACGUUCAAAGGUAAUAUUCUCUAGUUUACAAUGGGCAAUUAACGAAUUUGAGUCUUCCCCCAAGCUUUUAGAUCUCAAUUUAUCGAUUUAUAUUGAAUCCUUGGCUGAUUUUUAUUUGUUUCUAUAUUCCAUAGAAAGUGACAAGGAUCUAAAACAUUUAAAGCAAGGGAUAUCAGGCCUCAUAUAUGAGUUUUCCAAAAUAAGAGGAUUCAAAUUUGUAACCAAUUUCUUUUCAAGUGAUGUCUACUUAAUUCCAAAAUUAUUAGAAUUAACUGAAAUUAUAAACUUGAGUGAAAAUGAAACUUUUUUGAUAUUAAUAUGGCUUUCCAAUUUAGUUCUUGUUCCAUUCCCUCUCACUUUAAUUAAUGAAGAUUUGCCAACGUUAUUACUUGAAUUUGGUUUGAAUUGUCUUGAAAAGCAUUCCAAUGCCUCCAAAAAUCAAUCAGUGGCGCUGAUUCUAAUAUCUAGACUAAUUUCAAGACAAGAUUUAAUACAGAAUGGUAUGCUUGAUGUAUAUUUUAAUGAUACAGUUCCUUCCAUUUGGAACUCUUUAUCUUAUAAUAGUGGCUCAAUCAAAUUGGGACAUACUAUGGUGAUAAAUAAAUUAAUGAAGAGAUGCUCAUUUGAAGUAAUGUGUAAAUAUUUAGAUGUUAUCCACAAAGAAGUUUUACUAACUGACUUGGUUAAUCUACGUACGCAAGAAGAAUAUUGUACGAAUGAUUUGAAUAAUCUUAAUGUUUUGUAUAUCAUAAAGGUAUUGAACAAACUAGCCAAAUUUUAUUUGCAACUGCCAGAAACUGGCAAAUAUUAUCAGGUAUCUAGCAUAGUGAACAAUUUGUUUCAUGAUGUAAUGAGUAUAAUGUUAGACAGGUUUGAUACUAACUUAAGGUAUGCAAUGGCAAAGAAUUUAAGUAGCAUCUGUUCCCAGUUAACGGUUGAAGCAAUGAAUUACCAAGAACAAUUGAUCCAAUAUCUUAUAGAACAGUUGGAAAUUCUGAAUAUCAUGAUUACUUACUCUCCGUAUGAAAAAUCAAUUAGUAACUCAAACCGAUUUCAUGUCGAUUUAGCGAUUACUUCUGAUAAAAUUUCUGUGCCAAAGUACCAUACGGUUUUGUUAUUUUUCGCAUACGUAUCGCUCAGGAAAUCCUUACCAUACCAUCUAAUCCUGCCGAUAUUAAGCAUUGUGCACAAGACCUUAUUUAUUCAACAAAAGCGAGCAACAUCUGUUUUAGGAUCCCAAUUACGGGAUUCGUCUUGCUUUAUCAUAUGGUCAUUAUGUAGGAUGAUUAAGACAGAUACCUUCAUUAUGCUACAAAGAGAAAACGAGAAUAUGAUGGAAGUUAUCUUAUUUGACUUGAUAAAGGUAGCAAUUUUCGACUUUGAUCUAACUAUACGAAGAUGUAGUGUGGCUGUUAUCCAAGAAUUUAUUGGGAGAUUUGGUAAUAACUUGUUUGGCUACAAAUUUGUGGAGGAUAUGACCUUUGGAGAGCAGAUGGGACUGUUUAUAAUUAGAUUAGUUGAGAUUUUCAAUAACAAAUCCCUUGGUUCUUUGAAUCUGUCGUACUUGAUGAUUCAUGAGCUUAUCCGUAUUGGAUUCAAACCGAAUCUUUUUAUUCCUUGUUUAUUGAAUAAUAUACAAGACGAUAAUAAUAGUUUUGAAGUGAAAAAAUUGAAUUCUUAUCAUUUGGCUAAGAUCUAUGGAGAUGACUUAUCAAUGGAGUUUGACUUUGAAUUUUUAGGAAAUUUACAGGAUUCGUACCCCCUACAGACUUUAUUAUCAGUAUUAACUAGGGAGAUUUUAAACACAGGUAACUCGUUAUAUGCAUUUUCAGAGCUUGCAGUAAUUUCUCCUGACACUUCACACCAGUUUACUUUGAAGGUAGCCAACCACUUGAAAGAAAAUUUUAAGUUUGAUCAUCACUCCGAUGCAAGUGAAAAAGCAGAAGCAUAUGUAAAGUGGAUAAAUUGUUGUAUGAUAAUUAAUUUCCCGAUUAUUGAUUUUGAUAUCGUAUGGAAAGAAAUAUUUGACAUAGUUAGAGCCAAAUAUACCACUGGCUUAGCAGAAGAGUUUAAACAAUACUUCAGACUUCUUUGCAAGAGAAAUGAGGUAAUUACAUCUGAUCAUUUAAAAGGAUUUGGGCAUAUAAUUAAAAGUAAUAACCCUAUUAUUGCACAAUCUUUGUUUUAUUAUCAAAAAUUUUCAAACAAUGGUAAAGUAUUUUUAAUUAAUUUAAUUCAAGAAAAUGCUAUUGAUUGUAAUAUCAGAUCAAGCAUGAUUGAAUGCUUAAGUGAAAAUUUGGAGAAGUUGAAUCUUGAUUUGUCGAUGUUGUCUGUAUUAGUUAACCUGUUGGAUGAUUAUACUAUAACGAAUCAAGGUGAUGUUGGCUCCAAGGUUCGACUUUCUACGAUGUAUCUUAUCAAGAAUAAUAUUUCAACUUUUUUUCAUUACACGGAUGAGAUUGAACUCAGGUUAGUGAGAAUUUCAGGAGAAUUAAUAGACAAACUAAGACUUGAGUCUAUCAAGUUAAUUCAUAUUUUGAGAAUGAAGCAUUUUGUGGAGAUUGACAAUAGCAACAACUAUAAGUUCUUGUUUGCAUAUUACAGAAAUGAGAUAUUGGCAAACAAACAACAAUCUAAUCAUGUAAUUGAGUUAUCAAUUAGCUUUUGGAGAGGGAUUGUCUUUAGUUUGGGUGCAUUGACGAUGACAAGCUCAGUUACAAAUGAGGCAUUCCUUCAGUUACUUGUAUUCUUAGAAUCUUUGAAUCAGGAAAAUCAUGAUUUUGUAUUUAAGGAAUUUCUAAAAUUAUUAAAAAUACCAACUGACAGACAAUUGAAUAAUUUGAAUUCUAGAGAAUUGAAGGUUUACAAUAUGACACUUAACGUUUUUGUCAAGUUGUUUGAAUCUAACACUCCUUUUCCAAUUGAUUUCGAAUAUCAGACACUCUAUGUGAGGUGUUACAAUUUGCAUAUAAACACUUCCAAUGUCUUGAGAAUAGGCAUAAUAUUGAAGAUUUUCCAGUAUUUAGGAACGCUACAAUCGGAACCAGAAAUUAGGCUCAAAGCUCAAACCCGAGUAUGUUGGUUAUGCUGCCACCAUCCACUACUGCGAGUUAGAAGCAUCGGAAGCGAGGUGUUCUUCGAAAUUCUUAACGAUAUAUCCCCCAACAACGACUGUAUAUCCAUCCUAGAUUCCGUGGAUUGGGAAGAAUCGCCUGGAAAGUUGAAAAAAUAUUUCAAGUGCUUCCAGCAAACGCUCACUACAUUAUAG
Debaryomyces hansenii CBS767 is the source of this 3396-nucleotide messenger RNA. RefSeq lists its product as uncharacterized. The transcript has a single exon. The record is from RefSeq and is a predicted model, not a curated record. Gene Ontology annotation, biological process: post-chaperonin tubulin folding pathway; tubulin complex assembly; microtubule cytoskeleton organization. Bases 1 to 3396 code for a protein of 1131 amino acids. Gene Ontology annotation, molecular function: beta-tubulin binding; GTPase activator activity. Lineage: Eukaryota; Fungi; Ascomycota; Pichiomycetes; Serinales; Debaryomycetaceae.